This is a messenger RNA of Monomorium pharaonis (pharaoh ant), 10172 nucleotides long. RefSeq names its product serine-protein kinase ATM-like. The transcript has 20 exons. Bases 1289 to 9973 code for a protein of 2894 amino acids. NCBI's taxonomy places the organism in Eukaryota, Metazoa, Arthropoda, Insecta, Hymenoptera, Formicidae. Gene Ontology annotation, biological process: DNA repair. Gene Ontology annotation, molecular function: protein serine/threonine kinase activity; protein binding. The record is from RefSeq and is a predicted model, not a curated record.
CACAGUUUAAGGCUGAAAUCACAUGGUGCGGAAUAGAGCUGCGGAAUAGAACGUGCGUCAUAGAAGCAGCCAAUCAGAGCUAUUCCGCAUUUUCUGUUCCGCAAAUGUUUGGCCGGCCUGUUCCCAUGGUGCGUCAUAGACGGGCAAUGACGCAUCCGGAAUGAAAAUUGUAGAUGUAAUACAACUUUUAUUAAAAUAAAUCAAACGUUUUUAUAAAAUGUAAUAUUUGUAAUAGCAAUAAUAAUCAUUAAUAUAAUAUUAUAUGAAAUUUUGUAUUGAAUAUUAAAAAGUUGAAAACAAUAUUUUUAAAUUUUUGAACUGCAUUGACGCAUUCUUGGUCAUUUUUCUGCACCAUGUGAACAGGCCGGUCAAAGAUUUGCGGAAUGCGUGAUGCGUGAUGUAGCUUGGUCGUACACCAUGCAAUAUUGUUAACCUUUUUUGCUAAAACUUUGUUUUUGUCAGAAAAUAGCAAAGGUUAUGAAUAUGGAAAAUAAAAUAGUGAUGAUUCAAGAGUCUAUUAAAGUUUUAACGAGAGUAUACAUGAGAAGAACUCCAAUGCUCCAGUAUCAAAAGGAAAAAAUCAGAAUUGCUUUAGUGAAAUUAUGGUUACUGUAUACAAAAUUGUCAAAGCAAAAAUCCAAAAGAAGGAUGUGGGUCAGGCCUAUUUAUUCAAUUGAGCAGCGUUCCUCUCAAGGAGAUAGUGACAAUUUAGUUAAUAUGUUACGAAUGACAGAUCCUUCACUAUAUUUUAAUUAUUUAAGAAUGGAUGCUAGCAUCUUUAAAGAUCUACUAUUAAUAGUAGGUCCUGGAAUUGAAAAGCAAUUAAAUAUUAGAGAACCAAUUGCUUCAUAUACAAGACUGCAAAUAUGCUUAAGAAUACUUCUUUCACUUUAUCAAAUAUAGAAAAAGUAAACUGGCUCAACUUCAAAUAUAUAGAUCAACCGUUACUUGGUUAUGGCUACAAAUUCUGUGAUAUUCUAUGACGCGUAGCUAUGACGCAACGACGCCAAUGACGCGAACGCGCAUGCAGAAAAGGUUGUAGAUUCUGCGGCAAAGCUCUGAUUGGCUGCUUCUAUGACGCACGUUCUAUUCCGCAGCUCUAUUCCGCACCAUGUGAUUUCGGCCUAAGUUAGGUGGCAUUUGGCGGUAUUUCGCGCGGGAGGAUUAAACGAUCCGCUGCGCUUGAUAUUUCGCGAGAUAUUUUCGAGAUUCGACGUGAUUUUCCCUCAAAUCCCUUCGCAGCCGAUGCUUCGACGCCUGCCGAAAGAGCGUCGUGAGAGCUGCGAAUAUGUCGCGGUUAUCGGAAAGGAUCGCCGACAUCCUGAAGCUAGCCGACAGCACAAGAGUAACAGAUAAGAGGCGAUGCAUAUCCGAGCUGUUGGAUUUAUAUCAAAACGACGACGUUCUCCAGGAAAUAUGCCAAAAUACAGAGAGAAAAGCUCAGGGAAAGGCCAACUGGCCUUAUCUCAUAUACACUGCCCAUAAACUGAUUACUGAAGAAGCAGAGAAGCCUGGUAAAGAAACAAAUGCUAAGAAUAAUGACAGACAGUCUCUCAGUAAUUUCGUGAUUGACACAAUUCGCCGAGCCAAUGAGAGGUCAGCUGUGUUCCUGAGAAGCAGUGACAUAGUUGCUAUGAUACUGCAGAUAUUAGAUUCUAAAGUUUAUGUGCAUUAUCAGGAUACAUAUCUAAGGAUAUUGGUGAAAUAUAUACUGCCCAAGAGUAUAAAUCACAGAAAUAUCACGGCAGAUCAAUGGAGAGAUCUAUUGAUUGCUUGCACCAAGCUGUAUGGGAAAGCACACCUCCAAAACCACAAAGUGUUAGAUGGAUUGCAAAUGAUUGUCGAUUACUCUUUCCCACACACAAAUUUACUUCCUUACGUGAAGAAUAUGCUGUUGUUUUUAGAAAACGUUUUCGAAAAUGUCAAAGCAAGCAACGACGAGCAAUUAAUGGAGUGUUUCUACAAACUGAGCAGCAGUGUGUGCAAGCAGAUUACAACGGAAUCCAAAAUUGCACUCUGCAAGUUCAGCGAGAGCAUAUCAAUGGAUAUUUUACGUUUGAACGGUUCUGAGGAAAAGUACAGACUGUUAUUGAUCUUUCUACAGAUUCACCAUCCAGGGGGUAUCUCCAGUCACGACGAUGGCGCUUACGCAUUUGAUUGGGACAAGUGGAGAAGCUUGUUACGUAGCAUGUUUCAGCUUAUUCAGGAGAACUGCAAAUUGGAUGUGCAAUGGUGCAGUUUCAUCCAAUUUGCCAGCGAAGUUAUAAAACAGAUAAUGGACAACUCGGCAAGUUUUACUUGUUCCCUCGAGGGCUUUUAUUCUCAAGCCAAACGCAGACGAACAAUGAACAAAAUUGAAAACAUUGUUGACCUGGUAACAGAAAGUAAUCCUGAGGAAGUGUGGCCGUUAUUAAGAAUUCUGACAGAAACAUUAAGAAAGUAUCCCCAAUGUCUGAGGUCACAAGAUCUCGCACCUUUGCUGCAACGUUUGACGGAGCUCGCUGUGUCUCGAGACGAGUCUAUUAUGAAUAAUUUGUAUAAUCUGGCUGCUGUCCUCAUGGAAAACGAGAUGUCUAAUGAAGAGGAAAUGCAGGAUGCUACAAUUCACUGGAGCAAGAUAUGGGACAUGCUACUUAGAUCUCUCGGAGCAAAUCAAAACGAGGAAUCGGGCCAUUUGUUAAUUCGCCGUUUUAUAAGAUACAAUAGGAUACCGAAUGCUAAUGCUCUCCUCAGAUUGUACCUGACCAAAGCGAUACGCUGGUCGCUGAAUAGCGUGCACACGCUACGACGGCUGUGCGAGCGUAUCUCUCUACCAGUGGACGCGUCCACGUCGGUACUGGAUUCGUCACCUUCGAUGAUGAUGGCGCCAAUCUGUGACAGGACGCGCCUGUUAGAAUGGCUAUUGAACAUGCCAUGGCAGAAGCUGGCAACGCGACUGUCCGUCGAUGCUAUCGAGGACAUCUGCACGUUAUCGGUAAACCUCGUUUUGAGCUCUCGUCACAGACAGAACACCAGGAUGGAGCAGAAAUCCUUGCAGAGUCGCAAGGAGGCGCAUACAACCACUUUUGUACCACAUCGAGAUAUCCAUUUGACUGACCUCUCGCAGCUUUGUCACGCGUCUUUAAUAUUCAAGGUGGAGUUGUUAGUGAGUUCGAAAGACGAGCGCGUUGUACGAGAUUCCGGAAUAGUACUGUCCGACACUGGAAGUCCUGUCGCCUAUGUGCAGGAGGUGCUCAACUUUCUGAGAAAGCAGAUGCAUGACUUUAUUCGAGAAGAGGAUGACAACGACGAAAAUAAAAAUACAUUUGAAGUUUAUAUGAUACUAAUGAAACUAGCGUUUGUGGCGAGACUGCUGUCCGCUCUGAAGCAGCUUGGUAUUCUUACAAUGGAGGAUACCGGCAGUUAUGGUUUACUAAUCAAUGUGAUGGAAAAGCAAUUGAAAAGUAGCUUCGAAAUUCUGACGAAAAUUGACUGGACCAGGUGUAAAAACGUGUAUUUGUUCAGCAUAACUAAGGCACUGAGAAUGCUCUAUGGAGCGACCUACGAUACGGAAAUUGCUAAAAUAAUCGUAUCAGCCUCUACAGUGGACAUGAUAAGAAACAUAUUUGAUCUGAUGAAUCUAGAUGACAAUUAUUGUAGUUACGAUUAUUACGAAGAUAACGCUCAGGGAAGACGCAGACGUUCAUACAACACAUGUCUAAAGACGUCGAACCCGAAUCCGAGUCUACCGCGCGAGGGCGCGAUUCGCCUGUACAUCGUGGAGGCCUUAUCAUCUUUUUGCGCUUUGCAUAUCGACAAGGACAUCGACUGCUGCAAGUCCAUGUUACAGAAGAAGAUAAUGCACAAUCUGCUGACCCUGCAGCAAGACUUUACGAGCCACGUGGACUCCAGGAUAUCGUUGGCAAUCCUCGAGUCGCUCGCCACGCGCGAUCACGACGAGAUCCACCGAGAAUGCGCGGAUGAACCACUGGAAUUUCUGAUGGAAUUAUGCCAAAAGGGUUGUAAAGACGAGAAAUCGUUGCGACAGCUGUUGCAUCUACUGCCAUAUUUCUUUGAAUACUCAAUCAAACGCGGUUAUUCGCCCAGACUAAUCCAAACGCUCGAGCAGCUUCACAAGCGCAUCUACAAACGAAACUACAGCGUUCUCGUGCAUACGAGCUAUAUGAAGUGCGCGUGCAGCUGCGUACAAAUCGAUCCAGACUUCUCGUGGAGUCACGUUGGCGUUUCUGAUAACAACGAUGACGUUCUGAUGAUACUUAACAGCAUCCUCAGUUACAUCGACGAUGCGCUCUUUGUGCUCCGUUCACAAGCGGUGCGAUGCUUGCAGGAGCUGCUGUCCCUUAGAAAUAUCGCUUACAAAUGGAAGGAACGGAUUUUCGUCAAAGUAGAGGAAACUGUGUUCAAACUGCUUGAUGAGACAGCUCAACAAUCGAAUUCCAAUUCGCGAAAUAGUAACAGUUUGAUAGAGAGUCAACUGCAGGAUGAAAGGGAAACCAGGACGGUCACCGCGUUGAUCGCGUUAGCCUCCAUAGUAUGUGCCAGUGGAGUUCUUCAAGGUCGCGCCCUGUGUGCGUUAUUGCGAUUGACAACGGAAAAGGAGGUGAAUGUGCAGAUGGUGCGGAAGGUCCUCUUGGCAGCAGCACGGCACACGACGACAUACGUGUCACUCAUUGAGGAUAACUUAAACUAUCUGCUUACUUCCUGGAUUGAAGACGCCCAUUGUCUAUUGCAAAGCUUUCCGUGGACGCUCGUGGGAUGCGAGACUAUCAACGAGUUCUUUAAAAAGAAUAUCAACUGUAUCGUCCCAGUUCUGUUGCGUACCUCAGAUAUUGACGAAGCCAUGUCCUUCUGCACAAAUCAUGCCGGUGUGGCUUUCAACCAGGUCUUCGAGGAUGCUUUUCCAUCCUGCUUCGUGUGGCUUAUAUCACGUGCCGUUGUAUUCGACAGUCCGGCUGUCGAAACGAUGCGCAAGAUGAUAAAUAACACGGACGAGUUCGCGGACACGCGCAGUUUCAAUCAUCUGUUCCAUUCUCGCUUGCAGGACGUUCUUAUAGAACUGAUACGGCGAUUGCACGAUGAGGGCGACUUUAGCCGCGUUCUCUCGAUUUCAUCCAGAUGCUUUCCGGCGAUGGAUCCGCCACACUUCUCGCGAGACAUGCUAAAUCUCUGCUUCAAUUAUCUAGAAUCACACAAUCUCCUGAACACGCGCGUGCUGGUCGUCCAGCAACCAGCGACGCUACAGAAAACGCUAUUGCAGCUCGCGAGCGCCGUGCACUUAUCGCGCUCCCGCGAGGACAAGCUCAAGCGGCUGCAUCAGUACACGUACUUCUGCUCACGGUUGACGCACGAUUUCGCAAAUCCUGUCUUCAACGAGAUGGCCGCGUUCCUGAUUCGGGACAUCUGCUACAGCCUGUUGCAUCUGAUUAGAAAUGGUGGCGACGGCGACGAGACGCUCGUCACGGCAUGCUGCAGGUUUCUAAACCUGUUUCUGAGACAAGCUCUGCCAACGAGAGCCGCGGAAGUCCAGGAUGUUCUUCGGUUUAUCGUGGCAAACUUGAUCGGCCUGGCGCAAUCGAAGACGAGCAGCGUCAGUGAGAUCGCCACGAGUCUGCUCAGAUUUCUCGUGGUAGAGCAAAAAGACGUGCUACGAGAGGCCAUUGCGAAACUCGGCUCGUUCCCGAAUCACGAGGUUUUCCGGGAUGCAAGGAAAGCCCAUAACACUAUCAGAUCGGAGGAUGGAUCCGCACUACGUCUUGAGGAUGAAUUGGAGCGAUUCUUGGACGCUAUGAGCGAAGAGAACGCUGAGUGCACGCUCGAAGAUCUUACAAAUUUCACGCAACAGCUGUCGAUGAGAAAAAGCGAGCUGCGAGAACUGCAUCGAAAGUUGGAAAGACCGUAUCCCGAGGAUGGUGCUAGUAUUCUGCAUCGGUUAAUAUUCAAACUCAUCAAGCUAACGGAGUCACCUAAUCCAUGCGUGUCGAUGGAAGCUACCAAGUGCCUUGGCGAGAUAGGCCCGAUGGAUUCUACAGUAGCUCUACGACCUGCUGGAAGUCUCGUCCGAAAAGAGGAUGAUCCAAUAGAAGCUCUGACCUAUCGGUCGGUCGCGAUGUUAACGAGCUUUCUCGUGGAGAACUCGGUUGAACUUCGCAAGGUGAGCGCCGAUGCCCUUUACGCAGUGCUAUCAACCUCCUACGGCCGUGAACUGGUUGAGAACUCGAAGGAUCUAUCAAAUGUCCUCGAGUGCGCGCCUUUGAAGAUUGACUACAUUCGACCGUUUAUUCACGGCCGUUACGUCAAACAGACGUCUUUCCACGUAGAUACCACGAGAUUUCGCACCAUCAUGAAUCCAGAAAACACGCUGUGGACCGUCCAGAACGGCGACAGUUACGCGGAAUGGAUCAUCAAAGUUACUUGUAACAUUGCCGAGUGCUUCGCGGAUUCCUACUUGGAGAAUCUUCUCUCGGUCUGUCGCCUCAGCGUCGAAUUUUGCGAGCUGAUUCUGCCAAGAAUCGUUUACCUCGUCAUCCAUGCAAACGACAGCUUUAUCAAUGCCAUGUGCGAUUGCGUCAAUCAAUUCUUCAGGAAACACUUUGCGCUUAAUGAACCGGAGACCACCACUGCGUCACCAACAUCGAAAGGCGACAGCUGCGACCAGAAGAUCGUACGUCGCAUGCUGGACAUAGUGAACCACGUGCGUGCCCAGCUACCGGAUGGUACGAUCCUAAGGCUCAACUACGUCUAUCUAGCGAGAGCGGCGCACAAAUGCUCCGCGUACUAUACAGCCCUACUGUUCGCGCAACUCGCCUGCGAAUUGAUCUCGUCGGACUAUCCGGACUUCAGCAAUGAUCCGAGGAUCGAUUACAUCUACGAACGGCAGCCGGAGAUCGGUCGGGUGUUGCAAAACAUUAUGCUGGACACCUAUUUGAACAUCAGUGAUCCGGAUGCGAAAUCUGGCGCAGGAUCGUCACACUUACUCGAUCACGACUCUCGCGUGCAAUACUACGCCCGUAUCAAUCGCUGGGACGAGGUCAUGCUCGCACAGGAUAUCGAGCUGUCCAACCACUCGUCGGUGGCGAACGCCAGAUUAGAGAUGGCGAAUGCACUGCACCACUCGGGGCUGCAAUUCCUUCAAUGGCAAUUCUUAGGCAAUAAUUUGGAUGAGAAAUUUAGUUACGAAUGUGCCUGGAGACUCGGUAAAUGGAAUCUACCCGUUAAUGUUGCUAAUUAUAACGACUUUCAAUCUCAUCAGUUGCGACUGGAGUCGCUAGAGAACGCAUUUCACGUGCAUCAUUAUCACGCAUUGAAGUGCUUUCACGAGAACGAUCGGCGAAGCAUAGAUCGAGCGAUCGAAUGUGGCCGCAUGAGUGUGAUCAACGAGCUACGAGUGAUCAGUCCGGAGAGCAGCAAGACUGUUAAUCAAAUAUUGUCACAGCUACGGUUGUUGCGCGAGAUCGAGCAGCUGAACUGGGCUGCUGACUUACCCGAGGAAAGGUAUCCGCAGAUUUUGCGACGUUGGAACGAGCACGAGAUCAGUUCGACCGGUCAGUUUGAUUAUGUGGAACCGAUUCUGUGGCAACGUAUCACCAUGUUUCGCAUUCGUGAGUCCCUGCGGACAAACGUGAACGUGCAGAAGGCGUUUUUUGCCACUUGUCUGGGUCUGGCGAAAGUCGCGGAGACUCAGGGAAAUUUCUCGGUGGCAACCCGAGCGCUGAGGACUCUUCAGAUGCAUCAAAAUCUGCCUGUAAAUCUGAAGAAUCAAUUGGUUUAUCAAGAAUCGCUCCUAGCGUGGAUGAAUAACGAGCAAGUGAUAGCGCGUCGUCUAUUACGUACUCUAAUUGAAAAGAAGAACCCGAGACCAGAUUUAAAAGCUAAGGCUCUACGAGUCUACGGUGAUUGGAUGGCAGAAACCAAGUCGGAGAAUCCUCAAGCGGUGAUACAAAAGUAUUACCUAAUAUCCAUUGAGAUCAGCGAAGCUAUCGAUGAGCAAACGCCCGAUGUUGUCAAAAAUUUACAUGACACACAGGUUGCACUGGCACGUUUUGCCGACGCACAGUAUCAACAGAUUACCGCAUACAUGAAUUCUCCAACAUUCGAGGCACUGAAGGAAUAUGCUCAUAGUAAUACAAAUAAAGUGGUCCAAGCGCAGAUGAUGAAGAACCAAGAUCUUAGGAAGGCCGUAAUAAUCGAUCAGAAGCAAUCGACGAACGACGCGGCCGAGCUGAAGAAUAUCGAACAAGAGAGGCACAACUAUCUCGCGCAGGCUCUAAAGUAUUAUUUAAAAACAUUGUGCAGCAGCGAGGAGCACAAUCUGCUAAUCUUUCGACUAGUGGCACUCUGGCUGGAUAACAUGUACGAUGACAAAGUGAACGAGGAGCUGCUAGACGAGUUGGACACCGUGCCGUCGUUCAAGUUUGUGCCGCUGGUACCGCAGCUGGCCGCUCACAUAAGUAACGAUUUCAAACAGCAACGUAGCUUCUCCGCACGGAUCUUCCGAAUCCUCGAACGAUGCGCCCUGGAACAUCCAUACCAUACCCUACCUGUGGUGCUAGCACUGAAAAAUUUGCACAGCGAUAACGAAUACGAAUCAGGUCCUUCGACAGUCGCGAAAAAGGAAGAGCGUCGCGUGCUAGGUGCCAAGAAGCUUCUCAGUCGAAUAACCGACUCCUCCGUGCGGACAAUUGUUCACGAGAUGGAAAAUCUAUCGCGCGCAUUAUUGAGUUUUGCCUAUUGGCAACCAAAAGGCACGUGUCAAUCCAAUAAACGCUUCCCAAUAGCGCGGGACCAGCCGAUAUCAAAGAUCAAGAACCUAAACAACGUUCUCCUACCGACUCUGAGUUUACUUGUGAGACCAUCAUGCAAUUAUGUCAACGUGAUCGGCAUACAUUCAUAUAAGGAUUCUUGCGAGUUUGUCGGCGGCGUAACUGCACCUAAAAAGAUCAUCUGCGUUGGCACCGACGGUGUGCAGCGCCGACAAUUGGUCAAAGGCAAGGACGACCUGCGGCAAGACGCAGUGAUGCAACAGGUGUUCACUGUGAUAAACACACUGUUACGCACUUGUAAGGAGACGCAACGGCGGAAUCUACGUAUCAGAACGUACAAAGUAGUGCCGCUGACACAAAGGUCGGGUGUACUAGAGUGGUGCGACAAUACGGUGCCCAUCGCGGCGACUCUGGUAUACACGAAUUCGGACGCGCCCGGCCUACACAAAAAGUACUAUCCACAGGAUUUGACUGCAAAAGCGGCCAGAGAAAAGUUGAUGAAGGUUGCACAAGAAUCAAACGAGGUGAAAUUGAGGAUCUUUCUUGAGUGCUGCAAACGUAUGAAGCCAGCGUUUCAUCAUUUCUUCGAGGAGAAGUAUCGAUCGCCCGAGACUUGGGUCGAGAGGACUCUUACAUAUACGCGCAGCGUCGCCACAACAUCUAUCGCGGGUUAUAUUCUGGGCCUCGGUGACAGACACUUGAGUAACAUUCUUAUUGACGAACACACUGCCGAAGUGGUGCACAUCGAUUUUGGCGUUGCUUUCGAGCAGGGCAAGGUCCUACCCUUACCCGAAACAAUUCCUUUCAGGCUAACUAGAGACAUCGAGGUUGCCAUGGGUGUCUCCGGCAUCGAGGGCACCAUGAGGCGUAGUUGCGAGGUGACCAUGACAAUGCUGCGCGAUCAGAGGCAGAUUAUCAUCACCCUCCUUCAAGUUCUGCUAUAUGAUCCACUCUUUACGUGGGCGAUCACACCGGAAAAAGCUUGCAAGAUGCAGAGCGAUGUCGUAAAGCGAUUCCUGGAAAACAGUGGACGAGCGCCCGUGGAAACCAACACGAUCGCUAAGAGAGCUCUUUUGAGGAUUGAGCAAAAACUGCAGGGCACCGAGGAUGGUCUGGUGUCCAGCGUUCCCGGACAAGUCGAGAGGCUCCUACAAGAAGCCCGAGAUCCCGCAAAUCUGUGUCGAGUUUACUGUGGUUGGCAACCAUAUUUGUGAAUACUAGUAAAUAAUUUUAUACAUGAUGAAUACUCGUAGGAUAACUUUUUUAUGUUUUAUAAUGUACAAUUAAAAAUAUCUUUUUAUACUUGUUGAAAAGUAAAUUUUAUCGAUAUUCAAAUUUUAUUCAUGACUUAUUUAUGUUGUACAAUGUGCUGGAAAAAAUUGAAGUGAAACAUUAAUAAAAUAUUUAAAGGUA